Molecule: messenger RNA, 1692 nt
Organism: Psilocybe cubensis
Lineage: Eukaryota; Fungi; Basidiomycota; Agaricomycetes; Agaricales; Agrocybaceae
Exons: 11
Coding region: 1-1692 (563 amino acids)
Biological process (GO): transmembrane transport; carbohydrate transport
Cellular component (GO): membrane
Molecular function (GO): carbohydrate:proton symporter activity
Source: RefSeq, a predicted model, not a curated record
AUGGCGCCGACGGGUAACGAAGGGCAUUGGUCUGUCGUUGAUUUCCUUCACAGAGGAUACUGGUGGCAGAACCGAGGCAUUCUUCUGCUAAACAUAUGCCUUUUGACCCCCCUCAUGACAUCAGUGGCCAAUGGCCUUGAUUCUUCUCUAGUAAAUGGUCUUCAAAUUUUACCGGAAUGGCAGUCAUCUUUUGGUUUUCCUAAAGGCCGAACGUUAGGUGUCAUAAACUCCGCCCAAUUUUUAGGAAAUCUAACUGGACUACCAUUUACACCAUACCUCUCUGAUAUUCUUGGACGGCGCGCAGCACUGUUCAUUGGCAGCCUGAUCAUGUGUCUGGGCGUAGGUUUACAGGCUGCGGCAUGGAGUGUACCAAUGCUAAUUGGUGCACGUUUCACCAUUGGCUUGGGUCUCUCGUUUUGUCAAAAUGCAUCACCGCUACUGUUAAUCGAACUCGCCUACCCAACACAUCGCGGAAAACUAACGUCCAUGUUCAAUUCAUGUUGGUACAUUGGAAGCAUCAUUUCUGCGUGGGUUUGCUAUGGUGCAUAUCGGCAUGCUGGCGAAAGCGAAUGGUCGUGGCGAGUACCGACACUCGUGCAAGCCAUUUGUCCGGUGAUCCAGCUUGUCAGUAUUUGGUUCGUUCCCGAAUCACCACGAUGGCUCGUUUCAAAAGGUCUGGAAUCGAAAGCGUCAAAAGUCCUAGCGAAGUAUCACGCACACGGUAGUGAUGAGAGAGACCCUUUGGUUACCUUCGAAAUGGCGCAAAUACGCCAUGCAAUCCGUAUGGAAGAGGAUAUUAACAAGAGCACGUCAUAUCUCUCCCUAUUUUCCACUCCUGGCAACAGAAAACGUAUGCGCAUUAUUCUGGCUAUUGCUGUUUUUUCUCAGUGGAGUGGAAACGGUUUGGUGUCAUACUAUAUUGACAUAGUCCUCAAGGGUGUCGGAAUCACAGACACUGAAACCAAGUCAAUAAUAAAUGGGUCUCUCCAAGUGUUCAAUUUUGUGAUCGCCAUGGGCGCCGCCUCGCUUAUCGAUUUUGCUGGUCGUCGCCCACUUUUUAUCAUCUCGAAUUCAGGGAUGCUUAUUACUUUCUGUGCCUGGACUAUUACUACCGCUCUUUACAAUACCAUGGAUAAUGCUGCAGCAGCCAAAGCGACCAUUCCACUCAUUUUUCUAUUCUACUUUUUCUACGACCUCGCCUACACACCCAUGCUUGUCGCCUAUACCCUUGAGAUUUUGCCAUUCCGCGUUCGUGCUAAAGGAUUUGCAAUCAUGAAUUUGACAAUUAUGGCCACCGUCGCCUUCAAUCAAUUUAUCAACCCGUGGGCACUGGAGGCAAUUUCAUGGUGGUACUAUAUCGUCUAUUGCGGAUUCCUUGUCUUCGAACUCGGUUUCAUCCUUGUCUUCAUUGUGGAAACAAAAGGAAGAACAUUAGAAGAAACAGCAUCUCUGUUUGACGGGGAUGAGCAACCAGCAGACCUCGUUUCUAUGGGAGGCGUAGCCGCCGAUAUGUCGAUGAGGCUUAGCCAGGGUGUAAUUGUGACGCAGACUGAAAUCCAGUACAGAGAAAGGGCUCCAGAGUUGGGACGGUCGGAGGACAAACUUUACGAACAUUACGAAAUGAAAAAGCGAUACCGGGAUUCUGACAUGACGACGUCAAGUUCAGAUCUCCACAACUCGCGCGCUUUCUGA